Molecule: messenger RNA, 4450 nt
Organism: Nicotiana tabacum (common tobacco)
Lineage: Eukaryota; Viridiplantae; Streptophyta; Magnoliopsida; Solanales; Solanaceae
Source: RefSeq, a predicted model, not a curated record
AUGGGUGAGGCAUCCUAUGUGAUUGGAAUAGAAAUAUUCCGUGAUAGAUCGCAAGGAUUAUUGGGAUUGUCUCAGAAAGGCUAUAUCGAAAGAAUUCUUGAGAGAUUUAAUAUGAACAAUUGUUCAGCAGGAAUUGUUCCAAUUCAAAAAGGGGACAAAUUUAGUCUCAUGCAAUGCCCUAAGAAUGAUGUAGAACGAAAGGAAAUGGAAUCAAUUCCUUACUCUUCAAUUGUUGGUAGUCUGAUGUAUGCUCAGACUUGCACAAGACCGGAUAUUAGUUUUGCGGUCGGAAUGUUAGGAAGAUAUCAGAGUAACCCAGGAAUUGAUCACUGGAAAGCUGCAAAGAAAGUUUUGAGGUACCUGAAAGGAACGAAGGAUUACAUGCUCAUGUAUAGGAGAUCCAAGCAUUUGGAAGUUAUUGGAUACUCGGAUUCAGAUUUCGCUGGAUGUAUUGACACUAGAAAAUCCACGUUUGGUUAUUUGUUCCAAUUAGCUGAAGGAGCAAUAUCGUGGAAGAGACUUGGGGUUGUCGACACCAUUACCAAGCCGCUGAAAAUUUACUGUGAUAAUUCUGCAGCAGUAUUCUUCUCCAAGAACGAUAAGUACUCCAAAGGUGCCAAACAUAUAAAAUUAAAGUACUUUACCGUCAAGGAGGAAGUUCAGAAACAAAGAGUGUCACUUGAGCAUAUUAGAACUGAUCUCAUGAUUGCAGAUCCGUUGACGAAAGGUUUACAGCCGAAGAUAUUUAAAGAACAUUUGUGGAGUGAGGAAAUGGAAACAGUACACGAAGCACUAGAGGAGGCCAAACUUGAAAUUGAAAAGCUCAGGGAAAACUACCAAAGUAAAGUUGAGUUCUGCGACAACUUGAAACGAGCCCACAACGAGCUGGUAACCAAGAAUCAGGAGGCAAAUUUGAAAGUAGAGAAGCUCACUCAUGAAUUGACUGGGAAAGAAGAUGAACUUGCUGUCACGAAACAACUGUACGAAGCAAUUGAGACGAAAUUAAAAGAUAAGGAGACUGCUGUCAAGCAUCUAAGCUCUACAAAUGAUAAGCUUUGUGCUGACUAUGCUGAGAUGCUUCGGAAAUGUGAAGAGGAGAAUAAAGGGUUGGCAUUGGCUUUAGAUGGUGCCAAUGCAACCAAUACGGAUUUGGAGCAUCAGAUUCAUUCUCUCAAACAAGAGAUUGAGGGGCUAAGGGAAGUUGCAUCGGCUUCACAGAAGAAAAAGUCGUCGGAAGCUGAGAAGAGAGCCAAAGACUCCAAAGAGCCGAGAAACAAUAACGACAUGCUACUGGAUAUGGAGGAGGAAAACAGGAAGCUCGCGGAUCAACUAAAAUGGAGGAAGGAACAGUUCAUGAAUCUGGAGGAGGCUCAUGGCAAGCUCAGGCAACAACUUCAAAAAUGUGAAGAAGAGAAUAAAGGGCUGGCAUUGGCUUUAGAUGGUGCUAACUCAAAUAAUAUGGAUCAGGAGCAACAGAUUCGUUCUCUCAAAAAAGAAGUUGAAGGGCUAAGGGAAUUUGCAUCGGCUUCACAGAAAAAGUCCUCGGAAGCUGAGAAGAGAGCCAAAGGAUGCAAAGAGCCGAGACGCAAUGAUGAUAUGCUACUUGAUAUGGAGGAGGAAAACAGGAAGCUCACCGAUCAACUAAAAUGGAAGAAGGAACAGUUCAGUCAUCUGGAGGAGGCUCACGGCAAGCUCAGGCAACAACUUCGAUUAUAUGAAGAAGAUAAUAGAGGGCUGGCAUUGGCUUUAGAUGGUGCAAAUGCAACUAAUUUGGAUCAAGAGCAACAAAUUCGUUCUCUCAAACAAGAGAUUGAGGGGCUAAGGGAUCUUUUAUCAUCUUCACAGAAGAAGUCGUCUGAAGCUGAGAACAGAGCGAACACAUCCAAAGAGCUGAGACACCAUGGUAAUGUGCUACUUGAGAUGGAGGAGGAAAACAAGAAGCUCACCGAUCAACUUAAAUGGAAGAAAGAACAGUUCAGUCAUUUGGAGGAGGCUCAUGGAAAACUCAGGCAACAACAUCGAGAGGAGGAGAAAGAAUGGGUAAAGGAGAGAUGCACAUUGCUAGAUGAGAUUUCUAAGCUGCAGUUGAAUUUAGAUUCUCAGCUUAGAAUAUCGAAAGAUCUUGAAAGCCGGUUGUGGAUGUGCAAUCAGGCUUUAGCUCAUGAAGAAAGCAGGAGAAAGCUACUGGAAGUUCAACUUGCCGAGUCUAAAACAUCCUUUGACAGUGUCUGUGCAGAGUAUGAGGAAUCAAAGUCUACAAUUGAGAGCUUGACAAGUCAGAGGGACAAAGAAAUCGCGAAUCUAAGAGACAUAUUGGGCACAAGGGAUACACUUCACAAGGAAAUGGAGUACCAAUUCAGGAGGCUAGAGCAAGAAAAUCAUGAACUGAUGAUAUCCCUUAAAGAAUUCCAGGAAGCGAAAAUUCAAGAAGCUGGAGCUUCUUCUUCUUCCUUGUCAAAACUCCGAAACAAGCUCAAAGGCGUGGAGCAGGUGCACAAGGACUGUUUGAGUAAUCUCAAAACCAAAGAAGCUGAAUGGGCUUCUAAAUUGGAGCAACUUACGUGGGAGCUCGAUUGCUGCAAUUCUUCAUUACAGAGCAAAGACACAUUAAUAACUGAACUUCAAGAGGAGUUGGAGACAUGUGAAUCACUGACACUGCAGUUAACACUACAGAAUGAGGAGACUUCGAUGAUGCUGUUAGUGUUAAAAUCUCAGUUUUUGGAGCUCCAUCAAAGAGUUGCUGGUGAUUAUGCUUCAAUGGAACUGGAAAAGAGAGAAGGAGUUGAGAAUAUCUCUACUCUAAUCACGCAGUUGAAUACAAAGAAUGAAGCUCUUGUUAGAGUUCAGAAAGAUCUUGAAAAGGAGCGUGAAAAGGUAGCACUGCUAUCAGAAAAGGUCGAGUCGUUGAACUCUGAAGAACAACAACAGCAGCUUCCUUUACAAAGAGAGGUUGAUACACUGAAGAAAAUGCUGAAAGAAGCAUCGGCUUCUCAACAUCAUCUAAAGGAGCAGGUAUUGCAUACAAAGAGUGACUUGAAACAAGUUCGCGAUGCCUUGGAUAGAGCAAAUGAAGAACUAGCUGAAAGUUUCAGUGAAGGAAAUGAACUGGAAUUUGAAUUGCAGGUGUGGAAAUCUGUUGCUGAAAAGUUGAAAGUCAACCUGGAAGAAAACCAGGUUAUGAGGAGACAAGUAGAAGCCUCCCUCCUUGCCCAAGCCGAUGUUGAAUUUGACCUCAAACUAGAGACAGAAAACCUUGAACUCAAGCUAGCAGAAAAAGAUAGAAGAGUGAAUGAACUCCAGCUGCAGCUCUUUGACUUGAACGAGGAACUCACGAGAAGGGAACAAAAAACACUGCUUAAUGUUGAGGACAAGACGAUCUCUCAGGAUCUUCAGAAGGAGGUGGAGUAUUUGGAGCAAGAGUGGGUGAGAAAAGAGCUUGAAGGUGCCAUUUUAGCACAAGUGGAAGCAGAAACAAAGCAUAAGAACGAGAAAGAGAGCCUCUACCAGCUUGUUGAAGAGAAAGACCGCAGAAUAUAUGAUCUUCAGAAGGAGGUGGAGUAUUUGGAGCAAGAGUGGGUGAGAAAAGAGCUUGAAGGUGCCAUUUUAGCAAAAGUGGAAGCAGAAACAAAGCAUAAGAAUGAGAAGGAGAGCCUCCACCAGCUUGUUGAAGAGAAAGACCACAGAAUAUAUGAUCUCCAGCAGCUUGUUAACUCACUGGAAAUUGAGUUUGAAAGUUCAACUAGCUCAUUUUCAGUCAGACUCUCAGAGAUGCAAGCAGAGGUUGAUAUGUUUCAUAAAACUUGGGAGAAGAUGAGAACAGCUGAGAUUCUGAAGGAGAUCGAAAUACAGAUGGGGAACUUGGUGAUUGCUGAGUUGGAAAAUGAUUUGUCCGAUUCUGUUGGAGAAAGGACAGAACUUGAACCUAAGCUAGAAGCGAAAAGAUCAGAGAUAGAUAUGUUGCAGCUUAGACUUGAAAAACAAAUAAGAAGUUCAGAUAUUGUGAUCAAGAAACUUCAUGGAGAAAAGGCGAAGCUUCUUGACGAUGUCAAUAAAUUGUCAUCAGACAAGGACAAGUUGCUUGAUACUUUCAUGGGAUUAUCAGAAAGAAUCGACCUUAUAUCUAAGGAAGAUAUGCAGUUAAGUGUGAGUUUGGAAAGGAUGGUACAAAACUGUGACAACAGCAGUAUGUUGGAAACAGACUUGAAAUGGGAUAAUGAAUUUGAUCCUGUUAAAGAGAAUAAAAAUAGACGACAACCUUCCACUCCAACCAAGAGAUUAGAAGCUAUUAUUGAUGAUAGAUCGCCGUUGAGAUCUCUCAACAAUUAGCUUGUGUAAUUCAGAAUAGGGAAGAGAAGUUAUUUUUGUAUAGCUUCUUGACAAAUGUAGUUUUUAGUGAUCCUUGUUAUUUACUUAUUUAAGAAACCAAGGAAAACUGUCAUUUACCUCUGCA